ACAACAACACCUUAACGCAUCUUCACCAAUGGAACUUCAAAUGGAAUACUUAGCCGUGGACAAGCAAACUGAGAAGAAGAGGGCUCGUUGUUCUUCAGCUAAGGUCGAGAGGAAGAUCAUAGAGAAGAACAGGAGAAAUCAUAUGAAGAAUUUGUAUGCCAGCCUCAAUUCUUUACUUCCCCAUCGUAAUUCCAAGGAGCCAUUGUCACUUCCUGAUCAAAUAGAUGAAGCUGUGAACUACAUAACGAAGUUGAAGACAAGGAUGAAUGAAUCAAGAGAGAAAAAGGAAAGCUUAAUGAGCAGAAAGAGAUCUUAUACAUAUGCCGAUACUAUCACAAGUGAAACCACAGCAAGCUUGAAAUCUCCUGAAAUUAAGAUGAACGAAAAUGGGUCCGCCAUGGAAGUGGUUUUAACGACUGGGAAAGACAGUCAGUUCAUGUUUUAUGAGAUGAUUUACAUAAUUCAUCAACAUGGAGCUCAAGUACUAAACGCCAGCUUCUCUAUCCUAGGGAAUACAGUUUUCCACAUUGUUCAUGCUGAGAUUGGAGCAUUUGUUGGAGCACAAAUAAUAAAGGAUAAGCUGAAAAGGUUAGUGAAAGGAUCCAGCUGUGAAGAGGAACUUCAACAAGAGUUAUGGAACUACCAAAUCCAUCCUGAAACGUGGGAUUUGAACUAUGAAAUCUAUUCCGAAACCUGGGAUUUCCCAAUCAUGUUAGGAUCCACGUACAUGCCAUGAAAUUGGAAAACUUCUUAUCGUUAGGCAAUAAAAUCACAAGCUUAAUUAAAAAUUAAGAGAACAAAAGGGAUUGUAGCAGUGAAUUAGAUAGCAAGGAAGGAGCAGCCUUAAUGUUCUCGUUAUAACUGUAUAGCUAGCUAGCUCGGCUGCCUGCUGCUGUGGCUGCUGCUGCAUCAAAAUUUUGUUCUUGACUGUGUAAUAUAGAUCGUGGAAACUUUAAAUGGAUGCAAUGAUAUUGUCUUUGUUUUCCUUGGUCAGUUGAUGUAGUAUUGAUAGUGCAUGUAUCUUUGUCAGCCAUUUUCCAUUAAUAAAGCUUAUAAGCACUCUUCCAAAUUUUCCUAGUA
Molecule: messenger RNA, 1080 nt
Organism: Gossypium raimondii (Peruvian cotton)
Lineage: Eukaryota; Viridiplantae; Streptophyta; Magnoliopsida; Malvales; Malvaceae
Product: transcription factor bHLH162
Exons: 3
Coding region: 29-736 (235 amino acids)
Biological process (GO): regulation of transcription by RNA polymerase II
Cellular component (GO): RNA polymerase II transcription regulator complex
Molecular function (GO): DNA-binding transcription factor activity, RNA polymerase II-specific; protein dimerization activity; RNA polymerase II transcription regulatory region sequence-specific DNA binding
Source: RefSeq, a predicted model, not a curated record